Messenger RNA from Zootoca vivipara (common lizard), 2028 nucleotides. RefSeq names its product cadherin-1. Gene Ontology annotation, cellular component: plasma membrane; apical junction complex; adherens junction. The record is from RefSeq and is a predicted model, not a curated record. Gene Ontology annotation, molecular function: cadherin binding; beta-catenin binding; hydroxyisourate hydrolase activity. Lineage: Eukaryota; Metazoa; Chordata; Lepidosauria; Squamata; Lacertidae. Gene Ontology annotation, biological process: cell migration; calcium-dependent cell-cell adhesion; purine nucleobase metabolic process.
UACGCGCCGAGGGCCAGAAACUGCCUAGCGCUCGACGCUUGCGCUUGCACGAUGGCGAUGCUGCAGCCACUGCCAGGACGCCCGUCGGGGCUUUGCUUAUUCCUGCUGCUCUUACAGGCUGGAAGGUGGCUUUGUGAGGAGACGGCAGCCCAGUGUCAACCAGGCUUCAGUCAACAGACUUACACUUUCAAUGUGCCCAGGUCUAACUUGGAAAGAUAUCGUGUGUUGGGCAAGGUAAACUUUGAGGGAUGCUCAGAAAGGACACACCAACCCUUCGCUUCGGACGACACUCGCUUCAGGGUGCGCUCGGAUGGCGUGGUGGUGGUGAAAAGGCCUGUCCACAUUCGCGAGUGGCACUUCUUCAUCCAUGCCUGGGACGGGGCUGGAAAGAAACACUCUGCCAAGGUGACACUGCGAAGUCAUGGCCAUGGAUCCCACAAGCAGCAUCCUCACGCGGAGCUCUAUUCCCUUGGUCAUGGAGAGGUGCUGACUUUCCCAGUAUCCGGCCCAGGCCUGAGGAGGCAGAAGAGAGACUGGGUCAUCCCACCCAUUGUUUGCUCUGAGAAUGAGAGAGGUCCUUUCCCCAAGCAACUGGUGCAGAUCCAAUCUACUAAGAAUAAAGAGAUGACAGUCUUCUACAGCAUCACUGGGCAGGGGGCUGAUACUCCCCCGAUUGGAGUCUUCAUCAUUGAGAGGGAAACUGGCUGGCUGAAGGUGACCCGCCCACUGGACAGAGAGGAUAUGGACAGAUACGUUCUUUUCUCUCAUGCUGUGUCUGUGAAUGGGCAGCCUGUGGAGUACCCCAUGGAGAUCAUCAUCAAGGUCAGGGACCAAAAUGACAACAAGCCCAUUUUCACCCAGAGCGUCUUUGAAGGAUCUGUAGCAGAAGGAGCCACCCCAGGUACCCCAGUGAUGCAAGUGUCUGCCACGGACAAAGAUGAUGCCGUGAAUACCUACAAUGGGGUCAUCACCUACUACAUCAUCAGCCAGGAGCCCACACAGCCCUACAGUCAGAUGUUCACCAUCAACAAUGAAACAGGGUGGAUCAGUGUGAUCACAACAGGCCUUGACCGAGAGAAAUUCCCCCAGUACACGCUGGUCAUUGAAGCUAGAGACAUGUUAGGAGAAGGCUUAAGUACUACAGGGAAAGCAGUGAUUAUUGUCACGGACGCAAACGACAACCAGCCAAUAUUUGACCCACUCACGUAUGUUUCAACUGUGCCAGAGAACAAGGUGGGAUUCCAAGUUGCCAGGCUUUUGGUGAAAGACGCAGAUCAGGCAGGGACCUCAGCAUGGAAAGCCAAGUACACCAUUGUGAAAGGAAAUGAGGAAGGCAACUUUGAAGUGGCUACCGAUCCCCAAACCAAUGAUGGUCUCCUGACAACCAUUAAGGGUCUGGACUUUGAGGCGAAGGAUCUCUUCACCCUUCUGGUUACUGUGGUGAAUGAAGUUCCCUUUUCAGUGACUCUCCCAACAUCCACGGCCACAAUCACUGUCAACGUGGCUAGUUCAGAUGAGGCCCACCACGCUUUCCUGACUGUCCAUGCACUGAACGUGCUCACCGGCCUCCCUGCCCAAGGCCUGACCAUGCACUUCUCUAAGCUGGAGGACCCCCAACGUCCGUGGGCAGAGCUCAUGAGGAGCAAGACAAAUCCUGAUGGGCGCUUGGACAGAAACAGCCCGAUGCCCAGGGAGCUGAAACCUGGCACCUAUAAGCUGCGCUUUGAGACGAGGGAGUACUGGGAGCAACAAGGAUACAGCAGCUUCUACCCUUAUGUGGAAAUUGUCUUCACCAUCACAGGGGAAGAAAAAGUGCACAUCCCCUUGCUGCUCAGCCCCUAUUCCUACACCACCUACAGGGGAAGCUAGUGGGAGACUGGCCAGCAGGAGGGGCUGCUUCAGCAAACCAGGGUGCCUGUUUUGAGAGAGCUGGUACAGUCCAGCGGAUGGAGAGCUGUGGUUACAUCCAAGGACAGCUCUGGCCCAAGCCUCAGGCUGGGGGCUUGGUCAUGAGCAGCUGCCUCGUAG